AUGAAGCCAUUACUUAAAAAACCUUCAAUAACCUCCAAAAGACAAGAGCCGAUCAAUUCAACCAUCGGACAACAACAAAAACAUUCGUCUAUUCCCUCCUAUGGCAGCACAUUUAAUGAAAAAUCUUUUAAUUCGACCACGAAAAAACGUAAUUUGGUGGAAACAGAAAAUACUACCUCAAUGAUCACAAAUAAUGUAAAUUUAACCAAUGAUCGAUCGCACUCCUCUUCAACACACAGUAACAAGAAUGUAAAUACGAAUCAACGUCAAAUCAAAAAGUUUCCAUCUUCCAAAACAUCACGACCCUCUUCAAGUUCGAAUUCUACAAUUGAUGAGAUGGCCAGGAGGGCUUUUCUGUCAUCGGAACAACAAUAUUACAAUGAAUUAUCAAAAAGGAAACAGCUGCCAACUUCUUCAUCAGCAGGCAACAAUAACUCUGUUGCAAGUAUAGAUAAUUUAUUUAAAAUGUCUAAUGAUGUCUUACAUGAAAAAGUUGAUAAACCUGAUGAAAAGGCAUUAUUGGCUGGUGCAACUGAUUUAGAGUCUGUCAUUAUUGUUUCAACAGAGGCUCAUAUUAAAACCACUCCAUCUCCAAUCUCAUUGGAUCCAAAUCAUUGUCACUUUUCGAUUCUGGAGCAACUACAACAAAAAAUUCCAAUGGUCAAGAAGCAUGUAGAUUUUGUCAAAAGUAAAAUCUUGGAAGAGGAAAGCCAGCCGAAAUCCAAGUUGAAACAACCCUCAAAAAAAACCAAACAAGCGAUUGCUAAUCAAAAAGCUUUUGAAAAAUCAUCAACAUCAAAAGAGUUUCCAAUUAUUUCCAAUACAAGAAUUGCACUUAGGAAAAUUACACGAAUUGAACCAAUCUCUUCGAAAAGAACAAGUGAUACCAAAAUGGGUCAUAUUGUCCUUCCUUACGAAUUGGUCAUUAACAUUUUUUCAUUUCUUCCUUGGAAAGAGCUCUAUACUGUGAUUAUGAGUGUCUGCAAAAAUUGGAAGGAAUUUGUGACGGAAUACGAGUAUUUCAUUGUAUGUGAGCACAGCCGUUUGAAUCUCUUCUCUGCAAACCAAGUAUUAAUUUGUUCGGGUUGUUAUAACGAAGUACCUGAAUCUUCUAAAAUAUGCUCUCACUGUUCCAACUCUAUAAGUGAUGAAAUCACUGAUGAAAUUUGUGUACACAAACUAUAUUACAAGAACAGAUUGCAAUCCAAAGUUGACAAAUGGAUGUUAAAUUAUUGGGAAAAGCACCGCGAACAAGUUGAUGAAAUGAAUUUGAAAGCGGCUAAUACAGUUUUGACAAUCACUUCUACCGCUAAUGACAAUAUCAAUGAAACACAUCCCACACACUUCGGCUCCUCAAUUCACACCCUUUCACAAACAUGCAAGGAAUAUAUCAUUUCUCAAAUUUUUCCAAAUACUUGGCACUUGACAGGCAAAGGUUUGACUAUACAAUUUGUAUCAAUGUUUAGAGAGCACUUAGCUUGUUUACAUUAUUUUCCUGCUAAAAUUGAAGCAAAUACUAGGUCUCUCGAAAGAGAAAAGAAGAAGAAAAAGUCAGAAAAAAAUAAGACAGUAAUAGUGGAACCUAUUGUCAAUUUCGUAUUUCCAAAACUGACACAAAUUUAUUGGAAUAAUUCAACCCUAUUAGAUAACAUGACAUUGGAUACUUCUAUGUCGUCCAAUUUUCACCAAUUAUUUGCAAAUGUGGAAAAAUUCAUUUCUGCUCAGUCAAUGUUUGUAGUAAUGGACAUUUCACGAAUAUUUGAAAGUAAUAUAAAUCGAUUGAGAGUUUUAGAUUUAGGUCAAUGUAAAUCCCUUCAAAACCAUCAACUUGAAACAAUAUCUAGAAUAUUAGGAGAACAUGCGAAGAAAUAUGAAUCUGACAUGUUGGAUGAAAGAAAAUGUUUGAGAAAGAUUAAUUUAUCUGGGUGUGGAAAUAUCAAUCAAAUUGGACUUUAUGCACUGGCAGAACAUUGUGGUCGUACACUCAAAUGCCUCCAUUUAAAUACAUAUCCUACCUGCAAAGAGAUUAUCUUGAAUCAAAUACCAGCAUCAUUUGAAGAAUUGGAGGAGCUCUCACUAGAGGGGAAUUAUUCGUUUCGUUCAUUUUCAAACCUUGUUAAUGCAUUGAUAAGAUGUAAAUUUGGAACCAAGCUGAAAAUUCUGAAUAUCAAAAGUACCUUCAUCAUGCCUUUCAAUAAUGAGUUGCUAAGGAAAGGAGUCACAUCAUCUUUCUCCUGUAGUAGUGCAAAUUCAAAUCAUGCUGUGUCUUCAGCAAUAAUAGAACUGAAACAUCAGUUGGUAAGAAUGCUCGACUGGAUGCUCCCCAAGCAGCUUGAAGCCAUCAAGAAUUGUGAUCUAAAAUUGGUAUUGACAGACUUUGGAGAAUUUUAUUACCAAAGGAAUCACAAGAGAAAUAGCUCAUCAAGAUUCGUGUGGCGAAACAGAGUUCAUCCAUUUGAAGCUGUCGCCAUGUCAAGAUCUGCGAGUGGAUGCUAUCUAGAACAAAUAUAA
Messenger RNA from Naegleria fowleri, 2511 nucleotides. RefSeq lists its product as uncharacterized. The transcript is spliced from 2 exons. The record is from RefSeq and is a predicted model, not a curated record. Gene Ontology annotation, molecular function: protein binding. Bases 1 to 2511 code for a protein of 836 amino acids. Lineage: Eukaryota; Heterolobosea; Eutetramitea; Acrasida; Naegleriidae.